UUGGUUCGGACGCUCGCAAUCGAGCAAAGAUCUCCGAUCUGGAGUGAUCUACGGUAGUACUUUUAACCCGUUCGGAGGUUCUGUAAUCGGUCAAUGAAAUAACGGUUAUUAAAAGUUUUCUAUCGCUAACUUUCCGCGAAAGAUUUCCGCGAUUUACGGCACGUGGAAAGCCUGCAGCUGACUCCACUUGUUUGAUCAGCAGGUGAAAUACCCUCGCCCGGUGAAUCAUCCAGCCAGGCGGACCCGCAUCCUAAAUCCGUUUCGUUUUCCACGAUCAACCGGUUGCAGGCGACUAAUAAAUGCAAUAAUACUGAAGUGUAAUUCCCAGAAAAUCAUGAUUAAAACGGAGGGAAAUGUAAUUGUGUUGACUUAACGUGCAAACAGUUCCCAAAAAUCAUGUAUUCGGUUUUCACCUUAUUACCGGUUAAAGUCCUUCUAGAAAGUCACUAACAACAGUGUGGCUUUUAAUUUUAAAAAGUUGAUUUAUGUAAUAAUCUACCAAAGCAAACUUCAUAAUAAAGUAAAUUGUGCAAAACCAAAAAGCAAACUGAUGAAUAUUAUAUCAAAGCUAAGUGAUAAUAAAAAGUUACCAAAACCCUGGAGGUGAUGGUUAUUUCGCAGUGACUAACAAUAAAAUAAAGAAUUUAACGAAAAUUGAAUGGCAAUUCUGCAGAAUAGUCACCAGAGCCAUAACCAAAUUUCACUCCACAUUUAUACGGCUCAGAGUGUUUGGUGCCAGAAAAGGCCAAUUAAUGCCAUGCAUCAGGAUGUCCGGCAAAAAAGUAUCGGAUCUGGAAGCGAGGCACAACUGGAAGCGAAGAAGAAAGUGGGUUCAGAUCCGGAGGCUGAGAAGGAAAGCUCUCCCAGCAGGAGGAGAAGCAGAAGGCGCUGCAGCAGCAGUUCCACUAGUGACUCCAGUGAGUCUUCGGAUUCCUCAACAGACUCGGACUCCGGGUCGUCUCACAGCAGUAGUAGUUGUAGAAGUCAAGCCGAAUUGCCCGCCUUCAACUUGCCAGUGGCUCUCCCCCUGGACAUACAAACUUCUCUUACCUCAUCUUCCGCCCACCCGCCUCCGUCAUCUCGAAGAGGCUCCAACGAUUCCAAUCGGACUAUCUCGCCGGUGGAAGUGCCUGUUGACCCGCACGCCUGGACUACAGCGGACAUUGCCUGUUGGGUAAAGUGGGCCACGCAAAAAUUUAAACUGGAUCCGGAACCGGAUGUAGACAGGUUUCCCAAGGACGCCCAGGAACUGUGCGAGCUGACUCGCGCGGACUUCUGGGUCUGUGCAGGAUCUAGACGAGGCGGCAUGCUCUUGUCCAAGCACUUCGCGCUGAGCCUCUACCACGCCACUGGACGAGAGACUAGUCCAAUGCUCAACGACAACGAACCAAAUCCGUAUCAGCUGCUGAACGCUGCCUCGCACCGAUUGGUUGCCCAAGGUUCCGGGGGCCAGAUACAACUGUGGCAAUUUCUUCUGGAGCUGCUCGCUGAUUCGUCUAACGCCAACGCCAUCAGCUGGGAGGGCCAAUCGGGCGAGUUCCGGCUCAUCGACCCGGAUGAGGUGGCCAGACGGUGGGGUGAACGCAAGGCCAAGCCCAACAUGAACUACGACAAGCUGAGCCGGGCUCUCAGAUAUUACUACGACAAGAACAUCAUGACCAAAGUGCAUGGGAAGCGGUAUGCCUACAAGUUCGACUUCCACGGACUGAUGGCCGCUUGCCAGGCUCAGGCCCAGGGAGGAGAUCCGGCCUCCAGUAUGCUAGGUUCCUACAACCACCACGGAGGAGGGCCGAUGCAGUUGGCCCGCCAUCCUCCGCCACUGCACCACCACCACCAGCAUUCGCACCACCAGCUGGGACAGCCACAUUUCUUACACCCGCACCACACGUCUCCCGCCUCCACGAGCUCUAGCGUUGGAUUCCCCUCGUCCUCGACGGCCUCUUCGCAAGCUUCACCCGGUCAGGCGGCUGCCUCUUCCUCCGCCUCUACUUCGAAUUUUACUGCUUCAUUCCAAGGUGGGAUAGCAGCCGGAGACCCGGCCAGGACUUCCUCAACUGCGGGAAACUAUGAGCAGGGCACUCCCACCACAAAUGCAUUUAAUUGAGCCCGCAUCAACCCCAAUUUGUUGCCAGGGCUGUAAGUUCCGAUGGGGCAUAAGGAUGCGCAGGGACCACCCACUGCGCAAAGAGAGCUGAGCGCCCAUCGUUCCAGGCACCAACCACCCAUCGAGGGUCAGAGCUUUGACCGUAAAAAGGUGAUUUCGCAUAAUUCCAGCUACUU
Messenger RNA from Drosophila eugracilis, 2280 nucleotides. RefSeq names its product DNA-binding protein D-ETS-6 (gene Ets21C). The transcript is spliced from 3 exons. Gene Ontology annotation, biological process: regulation of transcription by RNA polymerase II; cell differentiation. NCBI's taxonomy places the organism in Eukaryota, Metazoa, Arthropoda, Insecta, Diptera, Drosophilidae. The record is from RefSeq and is a predicted model, not a curated record. The coding region runs from base 659 to 2104 and encodes 481 amino acids. Gene Ontology annotation, molecular function: DNA-binding transcription factor activity, RNA polymerase II-specific; sequence-specific DNA binding. Gene Ontology annotation, cellular component: nucleus.